This is a messenger RNA of Herpailurus yagouaroundi (jaguarundi), 1927 nucleotides long. RefSeq lists its product as uncharacterized. The transcript is spliced from 2 exons. The record is from RefSeq and is a predicted model, not a curated record. Bases 1118 to 1810 code for a protein of 230 amino acids. Lineage: Eukaryota; Metazoa; Chordata; Mammalia; Carnivora; Felidae. Gene Ontology annotation, molecular function: nucleic acid binding. Gene Ontology annotation, biological process: DNA integration.
GGCAACCCUGCCUUAGAGCACUUGCAGCAGCAGCCACCCUAACCCAAGAGGCACUCAAACUCACCCUACACUGCCCCCUAACGGUAUUUUCACCCCACUGUCUAUCUGAUCUCCUUACACAUAAGGCCCUGGCACACCUCUCCCCAUCACACAUACAAUUGUUCCAUCUGCUCUUUAUUGAAAAUCCUGAAAUAUCUCUCCAACUCUCCCCCAGACUCAAUCCUGCCAUGCUACUUCCACAAAUCAACCCCAAAGACACUUCACAGCCACUCUUUCACUCCUGCACUGAACUUAAAGAUAUUCUCUCUAAACCUCCAUCUAAUUUAAAGGACCUUCCCCUCACUUCCCCUGAUUUCACCCUAUUUGUAGACGGUAGCUCAGUAGUUGACUGCAGGGGCCACCGACAAGCAGCAUAUGCUGUAGUUACAUUAAACCAAACUCUAGAGACCCAGACACAACCCACAGGGACCACAUCCCAGAAGGCUGAACUCACAGCCCUCAUUAGGGCUCUCCAACUGUCCAAAAACAAAAGGGUCACAAUAUACACAGACUCAAAAUAUGCUUUCCUUAUUGCACAUACACACUCCCACUUAUGGGAAGAAAGAGGAUUCCUCACAACUAAGGGUACCCCCAUCAUCAACGGGCCACUCAUAGAGAAACCCCUUGAGGCCCUCAGACUCCCACAGGAAGUGCCAUUGUCCACUGCAAGGGCCAUCAACCCCUAACCACAGAGAUAGCUAUAGGAAAUCACAAGGCUGACAACAUUGCUAGACAAACAGCUCUCUCUCUUUUGACCCAGUUCCUAUGGGCAUCCUCACUGAAGAUACAACUCCCGAUUAUACCCCAGAUGAACAAAAACAAUAUAUGGCCCAUCCCAAUGCCCACACCAACGCAGGCUGGAUCAUGCUGGGUGCCCGACUGGCCCUCCCAAAUAGCCUAGUCCCUUCCCUACUAACAAAAAUUUGCAAAACCCUACACAUUGGGCCGGAGGCCACCUUCCGCUUCCUUGAGCUCAUUAUGUACCACCCCCACCUAUGACAACUGAUCACCAAAACACACCAACAAUGCACCACAUGUGCUGCAGUCAGUUCCCAAGGGAGAAUGAGGCACUCAUCAGAUGCGGGGCCAUCUCCCAGGUGAAGACUGGCAAAUAGAUUUCACUCACAUGCCAAAACACAAAAAAUUACGUUAUCUCCUUACUAUAAUUGACACCUUUACAGGGUGGAUAGAAGCCUCCCCCACCUUAUCUGAAGGGGCCUCCACAGUGGCUGAGAUCCUUCUUAAGGACGUGAUUCCCCACUUUGGUCUACCGAGAAGGAUACAGUCUGACAACGGGCCUUGCUUUCAUCUCAGCAAUCACCCAACAGGUCUCCAAAGCUUUAGGUAUUACUUGGAAACUCCACAUACCAUACCACCCCCAGUCCUCAGUUUCCCAGUUCGCAUUUCAUCAAAUGGUGGUCCGGCCCUAUUCCCGCAUUCCAACCUCAGAUCCCACAUACUAUGGCAUCACCCUUAUACCCGCAGGAAGCAGCCAGAUCAGAUCCGUGGCCCAUUAUCACCCAUAAGAGGUUGGAAUGUUAGCAUGUCCCUGGAAGGGGACAACCAUCUUGCCAGUGUGCCGGAAGAAACCUUGCCAGCGCGCGGGAAGAAACUGAAAGGCAACCAAUCACCGAGCGCCAGCACAACCCAGCGGAGAGCCCCAAGCAGUGCGCCAGAAGGAACUGAAGGUCAACCAAUCACUGAGCAACAGCACAACCUGGCACGAAAGAAAGACCCACCCGAACCUAAACCCGGAACUGCUGCAGCUUAAAAACCCUACCCCACCUUACCUGGGCAUGACUUUCCUGACUUCUCUCACUCCUUGAGUCACGGAACCUUCCCAGGAACCUUAGUUCCCAAUAAAGCCUUAAACGGUAAAAAAUUCUUU